GACUGACCGUCGCCCAGGUUGUGUCGAAAGCAUCCUAGUGUUAGCAUUUAGCAGUUUGCUGCCGCUGACUAAAAAUAUAAAGUAAGAUGUAAAUAUUUUAAUAAUGGCCGAAUCAUUCUAUGCUUCUAACGGAGAAAAAGAAGACAAGGAACUACACAGACUGGCCUGUUCCAACGUCGUGUGGUAACUGGUGUCUGAAGAGGCCAGUUAACACAGCUAACUAAACACCAGCGGUUAGCUAACGUUCAAACUUUGACGGACAGCAGUUCGCUAGCUAGCUGCUAACGCUACUUUGCCAAAUUACUACUGCCAUACCAGCUAGCUAGGUAAACUGUCUUGUUAUUGUAGCUGUUAUGCUAUCUGACUAGCGUCGCAGUUUACACACUGACUUGAAAGGUUUUGUUUUGCUCAGUCGAUUGUGUGAAAGUAGGGUUAACGUUAUUCCCAAGUAACGUCAGCUAACUUAUGAAUAAUGAUUACUGCAGCUAAUGCUAAUGUUAGCCACUUAAACUGCAACUAAGACAUACACAGUUACUCGGAGUGAUUUAAAGUAGUUCUCAUGAUCUUUCACGUAGAUGAUAGUGAAAUAAAGUAGGCAACAGAUUCCAAGCAAGGGGAAUCUGAACAGCUACACGUCUUAAGUUUUCCGAUUGAUUCGGCCAAUCAUAUGAGAUAAAUAAUGCGAAACGCCGGGAUGUCAAAGUCAUGGGGAUUAGGGCAGCAGCAUUGUCUCGAAAACACAGCUGUCCGAUCAUCUCGAUAAUCCUUAUGUUGUUUAUAAUGCAGCUGCAAUAGAUUUUGUUAAACUGCUGAGCGUGUAGCGUAACGUUCGGUAAAUAGUAAAACAUUUGGCAGCGUUGUUCAUUGUAAACGGUCUGUGUAGGCUAUAGUCUACUUUCCUUUAAGUUAUGUCUGGGGACACAUCUGAUAGUAGUGAUGACUCCGAUGGAAAAACAAAUGAAAAGGCCUGUACUGUCAAGCAUCAAAUCACCAACGCUAAUCUCACAGGUCACACCGAAAGGGUUGGCAUGGAGAACUUUGAACUGCUCAAAGUCUUGGGCACUGGAGCUUAUGGAAAAGUGUUCUUGGUCCGGAAGAACAGCGGCCAUGAUGCGGGCCAGCUAUAUGCUAUGAAGGUGUUAAAGAAAGCCGCUAUUGUUCAGAAGGCAAAGACAACAGAACAUACUCGCACUGAGAGGCAGGUGCUGGAGCACAUCCGCCAGUCUCCCUUCCUGGUCACGCUUCACUAUGCCUUUCAGACUCAGAGCAAACUACAUCUCAUCCUGGACUAUGUGAGCGGCGGGGAGAUGUUCACUCAUUUGUACCAGCGGGAUCACUUUUCUGAGGAGGCGGUGCGGAUUUAUAUCGGAGAAAUAAUUCUGGCUCUAGAGCACUUGCACAAGCUGGGGAUUGUGUACCGAGACAUCAAAUUGGAAAACAUUCUUCUAGACAGUGAAGGCCAUGUGGUAUUGACAGAUUUUGGGCUCAGCAAAGAAUUUCUGGAAGAAGAGAAGGAGAGGACCUACUCUUUCUGUGGCACCAUUGAGUACAUGGCUCCUGAAAUUAUCAGGGGGAAGACAGGGCACGGCAAGUCAGUAGAUUGGUGGAGCCUUGGAAUCCUGAUGUUUGAGCUGCUGACGGGAGCAUCUCCUUUUACCUUGGAGGGAGAGAGGAACUCCCAGAGUGAUGUGUCAAAACGUAUUUUGCGCUGUGAUCCACCAUUCCCCUCUAUGAUUGGGUCCACUGCUCAGGACCUGCUGAAGAAGUUGUUGGUGAAGGACCCUCACAAGAGGCUGGGCUCUGGACCACGAGGGGCUGAAGACAUCAAAGCACAUCAUUUCUUUAAGGGGCUGAACUGGGCUGACCUUGCACAGAAGAAGGUGUCAAGUCCGUUCAAGCCAGAGCUGAAGAGUGAACUUGAUGUGGGGAACUUUGCUGAGGAAUUCACUGGGAUGGAUCCUGUUUAUUCUCCAGCGAGCACGCCCCCAAGCACAGACCGCCUUUUCCAGGGCUACUCCUUUGUUGCUCCCUCCAUACUGUUCAAUAAGAACGCAGUGAUGGGAGACUUUGUAGAAUCCCAGAUUGGUGCUGAACGACCGGCUUCUGCUUCUGUCCAACGCAGCGCAAUGUUACAGGAAUCCCAGUUUUUUCAGCACUACGAGCUGUGUCUUCAUGGGCCACCCCUGGGUGAGGGUAGUUUCUCUGUGUGCAGAAAAUGCAGACACAAGCAAACUGGCCACGAGUAUGCCGUCAAGAUCGUCAGCCGUAGAAUGGAGGCAAACACUCAGAGGGAGAUCGCUGCCUUGAGGCAAUGUGAGGCUCACCCCAACAUUGUCAAGCUGCAUGACGUCUACACUGAUCAGUACCACACAUAUUUAGUGAUGGAGCUUCUGCGAGGUGGAGAGUUGCUGGAAAGGAUCAAGAGGAAGAAACUGUUUGGCGAGGCAGAGGCCAGUCAGCUGUUGCAGAGCCUGGUCUCUGCUGUCAGUUUCAUGCACGAGGCUGGAGUUGUGCACAGAGAUCUCAAACCAGAGAACGUGCUGUUUGCAGAUGAGGGGGAGGACGCUGUGCUAAAAGUAAUAGAUUUUGGAUUUGCCCGCCUGUGCCCUGCAGGCAGCGCCCCCCUGCAGACUCCCUGCUUCACACUGCAGUACGCUGCACCAGAGCUUUUUGAGAGUGCUGGAUACGAUAAAGCCUGUGACCUCUGGAGUGUCGGGGUCAUCCUGUACACCAUGCUGUCAGGCCAGGUGCCAUUUCAGAGCGAGCAGCGUGGGAUGACCUCAUCAUAUGCUGCCGACAUCAUGCAAAAGAUAAAAGAGGGCGAUUUCUCUUUGGACGGGGAGCCCUGGAAGGGCGUAUCGGAGGAUGCCAAAGAGCUUGUCAAAGGCCUGCUGACAGUGGAUCCAGAGAGGCGUCUGAAGCUCUCUGAUCUGAAAGAGAACAGCUGGCUGCAGGGCGGUGCAUCCAUGUCCACCACUCCUUUAUGCACUCCGGAUGUACUAGAGUCCAGUGGGCCAACUGUCCGCACCUACGUCAAUGCUACCUACAAGGCUUUCAACCGUGGUAAAAGAGAGGGCUUCUUUCUGAAAAGCGUUGACAACGCUCCUCUUGCAAAGCGACGAAAGCUAAAGAUGACAAGCACAGGCGUAGAGACCCGAUGGAGUUCAUCCUCUUCCUCCUCCUCUUCUUCCACGUCCUCCUCCGCCUCUGCAACAGCAUCCAAAGCACAGCCAAAGCAAACUGUGACCCCAAAGGAGAGCUAGCCGAAAUGACAGGCAGGGAGAGCAGCACGGAAAUUAAGUGGUAUGUGCUUUUACUGGCAACAUAAUGUCCUCCAGUGGUCAGUUCCAAAGAACACACUGAUACAACACUGGCUAAUGUAAAGUGUCCACUUGUUUAACAGUAAAACGUAUUCAUUCCUCGUAUUCGCCACAAACCAAACGUGUAUUUUCAUUGAGAAAAGAAGACGUGGCCUUGAGAAAAUGUUAGUACUUACUCAGUAUUUGCUCACAAUAAUUUGGUGACAUUACACACUAGAAGUUAAGCAUGAGACAUUUACCUGUUUUCUCUGCAGAUAAGAUUCAGUGCCUGGCUAUAUAGGAAAAAAAGGGAAAAAGGAGCCAUAAAUGAGCAGAAGCCAUAUAUACAGCAAAAGAAGUAACUAUGUCAAUUCAGUAGUCGUGAAGACACAAAUUUGCACAGAGCAAAUAAAACAGUCCUUCCAGUAAUUUAUAGACUUAAUCCUUUUAUUGUUGAAUUUAGCUACUUUUAACGUUGCCACACAUAUAAAAAUUGAGCAAAAAAAAAAACCCUGCUAAAGCCACAAGUGCUGUGUCACGUGGAAGCACUCUGCUCUGUCACAAUAGCAGUUCUCUGAGAUUUUUUGGUACUCGCUUCGAGUCAAAAAAUCUCACUGUUUGCACUAUUUUGCAGAGAAUGUAAAUGAUCAAAUGGUCACAAAACAAAUUGCUGGAAGGACUGAGCACAGAGGGAAAAAUAUUGUGACAGGUUUUGACCUUAGAGAUUGUAUAUGAUAAAUAAAGCUGUAGUGGAAAUCUUCUCUGUUGGAUGCAGUUUUAAUCAUUUGAUGAUCUUCAGUCCAGGGGGCGCUGUCUUUGCAGCUGCACCUCCAGUACACUACCGACUCUGCAGAUCCCCUUGAACUCUUUACGGAGAUCAUAUCUUGGAUUUUCCGGCUGUUUUGAUCAGCAGAGUUUGAUUAGAAGGGGCUCGCAGUGCUAACAAAGUGUCCAACAGUAGCACCUGUAAAAACACAUGAAGACAAAGGAGCAGUCAUUACAUAGAGUGCGGUUUUCUUGUCAUACUCGCUGUAUAUUUCUCGCCUCGUUGUGCUGAUCUGAAAAUGUCUAGCAUGCUACUCUGUCGUGAUGAUGAAAUGUAAGAACUUUUUCUAUAUUUUGGUAUUUCUUGCUCACUAUGGGAAUCCCACUUGGAAGGUUUUUUUAAUGCUCCCAAGUGCAGCUUCAACGUUUGCACAUAAACAGGAGCAAAAUCUGUCUUGGUGAUCUGAGUGAACAUCGCCUUGACUUUGUGCAUUUUUAAAGAGUAUUAUAGCUUCUGUUGGGCUCAGACCAGCGCCACAUGCGGCUCCCACAAAUACAAUCUGAUUUGAUACGGUGAAAUAUUGAUGAAGCUCAGCUCACCUGGGCUCAGCUUUUGUCUUUUUCCAGAAGUUAUUCAUUUUUAAACAGUUUAUGGCUUUGAAAUUUAAAAUAUGUUACAGAAUGAGACACUUAAUCAUUACUUUUUGGGAGAUGAUCCUGUGAGAGGUUUGUAUAUAUUCAUGAUUCAGAGUAAAAAAAAACAAACAAAAAAAACCAAAUGUAUGUAAUGAUUUCAAAUUUGACGGCUGUUUUAAUAUGGUAUUAGUCUUCUGAUGUAAUAAUGUUUUUAUUGGACUUUUUUUUUUUUUUUUUACAUGUUGCACAGUCAGUUGAUCAAUUAAACACAUUUCAGCUUUAAAGGUGCUUUCAUUGAUAUUUAUUACAUGUAAUUGAUUUAAUGCUGUGGUAGUGGGAUUAUCCUAAUUUGACUCUUAUUGUGUACCAGCCCUGUGUGUGUUUGUGUGUGUGUGUGUGUGUGUGUGUGUGUGUGUGUGUGUGUGUGUGUGUGUGUGUGUGUGUGUGUGUGUGUGUGUGUGUGUGUGUGUGUGUGUGUGUGUGUGUGUGUGUGUGUGUGUGUGUGUGUGUGUGUGUGUGUGUGUGUGUGUGUGUGUGUGUGUGUGCAGUUGUCUGAGAGUUCGAGUGGCACUGGGAGAUUGGUCGUUCUGAUAUUUCUGUACCAGAUGGAGCAUUAUUGCAAGUUACUGUAUUAUUUUCCUGAUGUUGUUUCCCACCAUUGUCUGUUAAAAGGUAACUGGUUGUGAUAUUUUUACUUAAGAAACCGCUUUUAUUGGUGUUGAUAUUCUUUUGUUGUUGUAGAUGAUAUUUUUCUCUUCUCUCUUUUGUUUUGAGCAUUACUAUUUUACUGAAAUGCACUGUCACUGAUGUCGUAACUGGGAAUUUAUCUUUUUGCACCAAGAUUUUUGUUUUUGGCUGGUGCAAAAUAAACAUUACUUUUAAAUAAA
This is a messenger RNA of Amphiprion ocellaris (clown anemonefish), 5587 nucleotides long. It is a transcript of the gene rps6ka4, whose product is annotated as ribosomal protein S6 kinase, polypeptide 4. Lineage: Eukaryota; Metazoa; Chordata; Actinopteri; Pomacentridae. The transcript is spliced from 18 exons. The record is from RefSeq and is a predicted model, not a curated record. Gene Ontology annotation, biological process: protein phosphorylation; regulation of DNA-templated transcription; intracellular signal transduction. Gene Ontology annotation, molecular function: ATP binding; magnesium ion binding; protein serine/threonine kinase activity. Bases 909 to 3263 code for a protein of 784 amino acids.